Molecule: messenger RNA, 2635 nt
Organism: Heterocephalus glaber (naked mole-rat)
Lineage: Eukaryota; Metazoa; Chordata; Mammalia; Rodentia; Bathyergidae
Gene: C5ar1
Product: complement C5a receptor 1
Biological process (GO): inflammatory response; complement receptor mediated signaling pathway; phospholipase C-activating G protein-coupled receptor signaling pathway
Cellular component (GO): plasma membrane
Molecular function (GO): complement component C5a receptor activity; G protein-coupled receptor activity
Source: RefSeq, a predicted model, not a curated record
UAAAACCACAGCCACGGGGUGGGAGUGACCUUUGCCUGCAGUGGAGCCAGGACCCAAGAGCCCAGGACAUGAACACCACAGAGGAGUACGAUUACGACACCUUGCACCCUGACAGGCCUGUGGACAACCCAGUGCAGAGGCUGUCCACCGGGAACGUCUGGGCCUUGGUCAUCUUGGCGGUUGUCUUUCUGGUGGGCGUGCCGGGCAAUGCCCUGGUGGUCUGGGUGACCUCGUUUGAGGCCCGGCGCAACAUCAACGCCAUCUGGUUCCUCAACCUGGCAACGGCUGACCUCCUUUCCUGCCUGGCGCUGCCUGUCCUGUUCGUGUCCAUCUUUCGCUUCAGCCACUGGGACUUCGGUGACACCGCCUGCAAAGUGCUGCCUUCGGUCAUCCUGCUCAACAUGUACGCCAGCAUCCUGCUCCUGGCCACCAUCAGCGCUGACCGCCUGGCACUGGUGCUCAACCCCAUCUGGUGCCAGCGCUUCCGGGCCGGUGGCCUGGCCUGGGCCGCCUGCAUUGUGGCCUGGGUCCUGGCGCUGCUGCUGACCAUCCCGUCCUUCGUGUACCGCAGGGUGCACAGGGAGGAGUUCUCCACCAAGGUGCUCUGUGUCAGUGACUACGGCCCACUCGGCACCCACAGAGAGAGGACUGUGGCCCUGGUGCGGCUGGUCGUGGGCUUCCUGGGGCCACUGAUCACACUCAGUGGCUGUUACACCUUCCUCCUGAUGCGGACCUGGAGCCGCAAGGCCACGCGCUCUGCCAAGACGCUCAAGGUCGUGCUGGCCGUGGUGAGCAGCUUCUUCAUCUUCUGGCUGCCCUAUCAGGUGACAGGCGUCCUGCUGGCCUGGUUCCAUCCGACCUCAUACAUCUACAAGAACACCAAGGGCCUGGACGCCCUGUGUGUCUCCAUCGCCUACGUCAAUUGCUGCAUCAACCCCAUCAUCUACAUUGUGGCCGGCUACGGUUUCCAUGGCAGGCUGGUCAAGUCCCUGCCCAGCGUCCUUCGAAACGUGUUGACUGAGGACUCACUGAACAGGGAGAGCAAGUCUUUCACGCACUCCACGGUGGACACCAUGCCCCAGAAGAGCGAAUCGGUGUGAGGGGAGGCCUCCUGGGCCACCCUGUGCUGGGCAGUGCCCCUUCCUUUCGGGGCUCUCUCUCUCUUUGGAGAUAAGGUCUCACUCUGUGGUCCAGGCUGGCCUUCAAUUCACUAUGUAACCCAGGCUCCAACUCAUGGUGAUCCUCCUGCCUCAGCCUCCUGAAUUCAGGGUCUUCUCGCUUAGCUACAUUCUCAGCCCUUUUUUAUAUUUUAUUAUAAGACAGGGUCUCACUAAGUCGCUAAGUUGCCCAGGUGGGGCUCAAACUUUUGAACUUCCUGCCUCAGCCUCCCCAGGUCUUUCUGUUCACCACAUUCUAACUCAGCGUUUGGUGAGCAGGUGUUGUUUUGUACUCUUCCCUGUCCCUUCCAUCUUCCCAGCCUGGUGCCUCCUCUUCCAAUCCUCAUUGUUGGGGACAUCCAACCUGGCUCUGCAUCCUACAUUUUUUUCCUCCAUCCUACACUUUUGCAAAACAAACAGAAAGCAGUGUCCUCCGAUUAUCUGCACACAGCUGUGUGUGUGCACAGGCCUGUGUGUGCUGGUCAAGUGUAAGUAGAAUCCAUAGGAUGCAUGUAGAGAGCACCAUUCUAGCUUUUAAAUGACAGCUCUGUGUUUAUUUUCUGGAGAGCUGGGGGAAAAAAGGAACUGGCAUCUCAAAAGUUACCUCUUUUUAGGACAAACCCCAAAAUGCAUGAACUGAUCUAAGCUUUGGUGUGUUCAUUUGAAGAAAAUCAUGAAGUUAGAAUGUUACUUGAGUUUUUUGUUUUGAUUUUUUUGGAGGCUGAGUCUUGCUAUGUUGUCCCAGCUGGCCCUGAACUCCUGGGCUUGAAGAUCCUCCUGCCUCAGCUUCCAGAGUAGCUGGGACUACAGGGACAUGUCACAAGCCUGACUCCCGUUUUUUUCUUUGAAUUGUAAUUUCAUUUUAUCCCAUCCCCCCUCUCCCCUCCUUAUGUACAAAAGCUUUGUUUCCAUUUUUUCCUUCUAUGUUCGCUUUUUUUCCCUUGUCCCUUCCUUCCUUUCUCCCUCCCUCCUCGCUUGUUCCCCUUCCCAUUGUUUGUUUGGUUUUUUUAAUAUUAAGUGAAACGCAGGACAAAGACUGAGUGAGGUGGGGGCGUCUGGGCUGGGCAGAUACGCAGCCAACAGUUAACCUCCCAAGAGUGGGAUAACAAGAGAAUUUGAGAUUUUUUUCUUUGAAAACGGCUAUUUUGUUUGUACUUUUGAAAAAAUGAACCUUAUUUGGCGGUAGUGACGGUACAAAGGGAGCCUGGACGCGCUUUCCGAACUCGGCCUGGCAUUCACAUCUGGCAGAGCUGCUUAGCGCUCCCAGCGGGAGGCGGGCAACCGCAGGACAGUUCCAGACCUCCUGUGCCCGCUCUCUCGUCCCGGGCCCGGUCCCCUCCCUGUCCCGCCCUGUGACCCCGCAACCAGGAAUCCACUGGCCUCCGCAUUUUGCCAUUUCCGGAGUGUUACUCAAUGGACUGGAACCUUCUGCGCUUGCUGUGUGCGAUGUAUGAUGGAAAUAAAAGAUAACGUGGGAA